GUGCUGUGCUGUGCUGUGCCUGUCACCUGCAGCCCCGGUCAGGGCUUGGCACUCCACCCUUUGUAGAAUGAUUUCCUGUAAUGGCCAGGGCCAACUUGGAGUGGCUGCUGGGGUCCAGCCAGGGGCUCAGUCUCAUCAGCUGUCUGAGAGGCAGGAGGGGCUCCUGUGGAGGGGGCCGGGCUAGGCAAGCCGGGGGCAGAGGGUGGGGUCUUCCCACCAAGCAAGCCACCCACCCUCCUGGCCACACAGGCUGGCAGCCUGCACUGCCCUCUACAGGCCCUGGGCAAGUAGGAGGCCAGGCCGUGGUGGGGAGGCCACACCUGAUUUCCCGCUCCCCCCUUAAUGCCUCCCUGCCUGUGCUCCCUGGGGUGUGCCCGUGCCCUCAGCCCUCCAGACUGGGCCCACAGUUGCCACUGUGGACACCAGGCUCCCCAUGCCAAGCCCUCCACCCUGGGACCACUGUCCAGAGGCACCGGCCCACAGCUGCAGGCUGCACAGCUCUGCGAGUGGCCGGGGUUGGGGGGAGCCUCUGGGUGUGCACGGAGCUAAGCCAGAGGGGGCCUGAGACCCGUGCCGCAAAGUAGCUCGGCUUUGCUCCGCGGCCUGGGCACCCCCCUUGCCUGCACGCGCACCUAAUUCCUCUUCUACGACUUCACGCCUCCGUUGCGCACCUGCGUGCAGGUAGAGUGGCCGCGGGAAGUUUGGGGCGGGAGGUGCUCCGGCUCUCCCGUCGGCUCCGGAGUUCCGGAGGAGGUGGCGCCGCUGCGGGAUUCCCCGGAAGGCGGGGCUGCCCCGCCCCGAAGCGAGGUCAGGAUUGGGGCGGGACCCGGGUCCGAGCCUGAGGAAGCCGGAAGCCGAGCCCUCGGAGCCUCCGCCGUGGACCGCGCCCCUCUCUGGUGCGUGCGCGGGUUCCGCGUGCUGCGCCCUGCGCGGGGACCGAUUGUGCAGGCACCUGCCUCCCCGAGUGGCCCACAGCGACCAUGGGGACCGCCCUCGUGUACCACGAGGACAUGACGGCCACCCGGCUGCUCUGGGACGACCCGCAGUGCCAGAUCGAGUGUCCUGCGCGCCUGGACGCCGCGCUGAGUGGUCUGCGGCAGUGUGGUUUGGAGCAGAGGUGCUUCCGCCUGUCAGCCCGCAAGGCCUCCGAGGCGGAGCUGGGCCUGGUGCACAGCCCCGAGUACGUGGCCCUGGUGCGGGGAACCCAGGCCCUGGCUGAGCAGGAGCUGCAAGCGCUGUCUGCACAGUUCGACGCUGUCUACUUCCACCCGAGGACCUAUCACUGUGCCCAGCUUGCUGCGGGGGCUGCGCUGCAGCUGGUGGAUGCCGUGCUGACCGGAACUGUACGCAACGGACUCGCCCUGGUGAGGCCUCCUGGGCACCACAGCCAGAGGGCAGCUGCCAAUGGGUUCUGUGUGUUCAACAAUGUGGCCAUAGCGGCGCAACAUGCCAAGCAGAAGCAUGGGCUGCACAGGAUCCUCAUUGUUGACUGGGACAUCCACCACGGACAAGGCAUCCAGUAUAUCUUUGAGGAUGACCCCAGUGUCCUCUACUUCUCCUGGCACCGCUACGAGCACGGACGCUUCUGGCCGUUCCUGCGAGAGUCGGACGCCGAUGCGGUCGGGCAGGGGCAGGGCCGUGGUUUCACCGUCAACCUGCCCUGGAACCAGGUGGGGAUGGGAGACCCAGACUACAUGGCCGCCUUCUUGCACGUGCUCCUCCCGCUGGCCUUUGAGUUUGAUCCUGAGCUGGUGCUGGUCUCAGCAGGAUUCGACUCGGCCAUCGGGGAUCCCGAGGGGCAGAUGCAGGCCACGCCGGAGUGCUUCGCCCACCUCACACGGCUGCUGCAGGUGCUGGCUGGAGGCCGGGUCUGUGCUGUGCUGGAGGGCGGCUACCAUCUGGAGUCCCUGGCACAGUCGGUGUGCAUGACGGUGCGGGCCCUGCUGGGUGAUCCCAUCCUGCCCCUAUCGGGGCCCAUGGUGCCAUGUCACAGCGCCCUGGAGUCCAUCCAGAGUGUCCAGAGAGCCCACGCCCCUCACUGGAGGAGCCUGCAGCAGCCAGGUCGGUGUAGCCGUGUUGGGGCAGACAGGGCUCACCGGGGCUCCCUCGAUGGCCGGGAUUCGGAGUCGCCUCCAGACGCAGCCUCCGGCACCUGCUCCCCUCCGCUGCCCGGGGCUGUGGCGUGUGAGACAGCAGCAGCUGCCCUGAGCUCCCUCCUGGACCGGCUGCGUCUCCGCCCCGUGCCUCCUGUCCUGACAGCCGCUGCCCUGACUGUGCCAGGAGCUGCCCGGCUCCUGCCCCCUGAUGUCCUCUGCCAGGAGGAGUCGGCACCCAGGGAGGAGACAGAGGCCUGGGCCAGGCCACACGAGGCGCUGGCCCAGGACAAGGCCCUCACUGCCCUUGGGAAGCUCCUGUACCUUUUAGACGGGACCCUGGAUGGGCAGGUGAACAACAGCCUCGUAGUCACCCCGGGCCCUGCUGUGGCGGCCACCCUGGACGUGGCCAUUCGCCGAGGUCUGUCCCGCGGAGCCCAGAGGGUGCUCUGUGUGACCCUCGGACAGCUGGAUCGGCCCCUGGACCUUGCGGACGAUGGGAGGACCCUGUGGCUGAACAGCAAGGUCGAGGAGGCGGCCGCCCCGUCCAUGUUCCACGUCCGCACACCACUGCCGGCGACAACUGGAGGGUUCCUGAACUGCGUCUUGGGCCUGGUGCUGCCCCUGGCCUACGGUUUCCAACCUGACCUGGUGCUGGUGGCUCUGGGGCCUGCCCACGGCCUGCAAGACCCUUGGGCGGCUCUGCUGGCCGCAAUGCUGCAGGGGCCAGCAGGAGGCCGAGUCCUGGUCCUGCUGGAGGAGGAAUCCGCACCCCGGCUUGCAAGGACCCUGGCCCUCGUGCUGCACGGACAGGCGCCUCCCAGCCUGGGCCCGUUCUCCAUGGCCUCUCCAGAGGACAUCCAGGCCCUGACCUACCUAAGGGGUCAGCUGCAGCCGCAGUGGAAGAUGCUGCAGGACCCUUCCCGGGGCCCGCUCCCCGGAGCUCCGUGCAGCCAGCUCUGCGCCUCUUCGCAGCCCGAAGCGGGCCCAGGCGGGGACGGCGCCGCACACCAGCCUCCCGGAGCCGGCCGUUAGACAUCGGCCG
Oryctolagus cuniculus (rabbit) is the source of this 3138-nucleotide messenger RNA. It is a transcript of the gene HDAC10, whose product is annotated as histone deacetylase 10. Gene Ontology annotation, biological process: epigenetic regulation of gene expression. The record is from RefSeq and is a predicted model, not a curated record. NCBI's taxonomy places the organism in Eukaryota, Metazoa, Chordata, Mammalia, Lagomorpha, Leporidae. Gene Ontology annotation, molecular function: deacetylase activity.